Molecule: messenger RNA, 864 nt
Organism: Marasmius oreades (fairy-ring Marasmius)
Lineage: Eukaryota; Fungi; Basidiomycota; Agaricomycetes; Agaricales; Marasmiaceae
Exons: 1
Coding region: 1-864 (287 amino acids)
Source: RefSeq, a predicted model, not a curated record
AUGCUUCUGAUGAAGGGACUUGAAGAAGAAGGUGGAGGAAAUGAAGCUUCGCCACUGACCUCGGAGGGAAGAGGUUCCACUCCGAUUGCGCCCAACCAAGCUGAACAGGGAGUCUUGGAUAUAUGGAGCCCAGAUUUUGAAAGACACGACGAACUCGAUGUCUGGUCUCCUCACCAUGACGACUCCUGGCAUUCCCUUCGUCCUCCACCAGGCCCUCCAGAUGUCGCCACCAUAGGUUCUUCACCUCCGGGUCCAUCUCUCCAACAGCCAGAUCUACCUCCAACUCCUUCACAUUGGCUCAACAAUCCAAAGCUCCUCGGAAUAUCUAUUCUCGUUGAUAUCAAGAGCGGAGACCAUUGCACGACCAACAAGCGAACUGGGCUGUUUGUGAAGUCGGUGGGGGGACAUAAAGUCCGGUAUCAUAAGACAAAGCAUAUAUUCUACGACAUCCCGCUAGAGUAUGUCGAUCAUUACCGCAAUCGACCGAGGUGCGACUCCCUGAUGAUUGUUGCGAGAUCCGAUGGGGAUGAACACACGGGGAAGCUCAUCCGCUUUGUCGAGGCAUUUUACACUGGCUCAGGAACUGCAGAAAAGCGAUGGAUUCUUUGUGCUGUCGUUGAUGGCGUCGGUCGAGGUUCGCACAUGAUGGGGGAAUUUCUUGAGUUGACAAUGGAACAGGUAGAGGUUGUUUGGGAACCAGACAGGAAUUGGGCGAAUGCUUCGCUCAUGAGAGAUAUCCGGAUCCUUGUCGGACAGAAGAAGAAACGUCGAAGACCCGGCACAGUUACUUACACAAACCUCACUGCAUUCGUCAAAUCCGACCAUACUUCUUCGGAUCCCGCGCCCGCGCCCACGUCUACGUGA